CGAGCCCAGCGACCGCCAGUUCCUCUCCAGCCGGGCCACCCGCCGCUCGCUCCCCGGCCGCGGCGCCUCCGAACUCCGACGCGCUGCAGCCUCCAGCCCGCUGCAGGCGGGGCGACCGCGCCAGCCGGGUCCCGAGCCCGCGAGACCUCGCUGCGCCUCCGCCGCCCGCCGCCUGCCGAGGUGCGCUCUGCUGGGCCGCCCCGUCGCGCCCCCCGCGCUGAGCCCGGGCCACCGUGGAGCGCCGCCGCCCAGCAGGUCCCACCGCGAGCUGGAAAUAUGGGAUGUAUAAAAUCAAAAAGGAAAGACAAUCUGAAUGACGAUGGAAUAGAUUUGAAGACUCAACCAGUACGUAAUACUGACCGAACUAUUUAUGUGAGAGAUCCAACGUCCAAUAAACAGCAAAGGCCAGUUCCAGAAUCUCAUCUUUUACCAGGACAGAGGUUUCAAACUAAAGAUCCAGAAGAGCAAGGAGAUAUAGUCGUAGCCUUGUACCCCUAUGAUGGCAUCCACCCAGAUGACUUGUCUUUCAAGAAAGGAGAGAAGAUGAGAGUUCUGGAAGAGCAUGGGGAGUGGUGGAAAGCUAAAUCCCUCUCAACAAAGAGAGAAGGCUUCAUCCCCAGCAACUAUGUAGCCAAAGUCAACACCUUGGAAACUGAAGAAUGGUUUUUCAAGGACAUAACGAGGAAAGAUGCAGAAAGGCAGCUUCUGGCACCAGGAAACAGCGCGGGAGCCUUCCUUAUCAGAGAAAGUGAAACAUUAAAAGGAAGUUUCUCUUUGUCUGUCAGAGACUAUGAUCCUGUGCAUGGUGAUGUGAUUAAGCACUACAAAAUUAGGAGCCUGGACAAUGGUGGCUAUUAUAUCUCUCCUCGAAUCACGUUUCCUUGUAUUAGUGACAUGAUUAAGCAUUAUCAAAAGCAGUCUGAUGGUUUGUGCCGAAGACUGGAGAAGGCAUGCAUAAGUCCCAAACCACAAAAGCCAUGGGAUAAAGAUGCCUGGGAGAUCCCACGAGAGUCCAUUAAGUUGGUGAAAAGGCUUGGUGCCGGACAGUUCGGGGAAGUCUGGAUGGGUUACUAUAACAACAGCACCAAAGUGGCAGUGAAAACUCUGAAGCCAGGCACAAUGUCUGUGCAGGCUUUCCUGGAAGAGGCAAACCUCAUGAAGACCCUUCAACAUGACAAGCUCGUGCGACUCUAUGCUGUGGUAACCAAAGAGGAACCCAUCUACAUCAUCACAGAGUACAUGGCCAAGGGCAGUUUGCUAGAUUUCCUGAAAAGCGAUGAAGGGGGCAAAGUGCUACUUCCAAAGCUGAUUGACUUUUCUGCUCAGAUCGCUGAAGGCAUGGCAUACAUAGAGAGAAAGAACUACAUCCACCGAGACCUCCGGGCAGCUAAUGUCCUGGUGUCUGAGUCUCUCAUGUGCAAAAUCGCCGACUUUGGCCUUGCGCGAGUGAUUGAGGAUAAUGAGUACACAGCAAGGGAAGGUGCUAAAUUCCCCAUUAAGUGGACAGCUCCAGAAGCCAUCAACUUUGGAUGUUUCACUAUUAAGUCUGAUGUGUGGUCUUUCGGAAUUCUCCUAUAUGAGAUUGUCACCUACGGGAAGAUUCCCUACCCAGGGAGAACUAAUGCCGACGUGAUGACCGCCCUAUCCCAGGGUUACAGGAUGCCACGCAUGGAGAACUGCCCAGAUGAGCUCUACGACAUCAUGAAGAUGUGCUGGAAAGAAAAGGCAGAAGAGAGGCCAACGUUCGACUACCUGCAGAGCGUCCUGGAUGAUUUCUACACUGCCACAGAGGGGCAGUACCAGCAGCAGCCUUAGAACCGAACCAGGAAGGCACAGCGCCCCAUACAGGGAGGACUGCCUAACUGCAGAAGGAAGAUGCCCCGUGCCUGGCUGCAGUUAUUUCUAGCGCCAGACCAUCUGCUAACCUGCUUCCUGGAAAGGAGGCGAAAUUACUCAGGAAGAACACUCUCCACGUGGCCAAGAGUUUUCUCUUCUCAUGAUCUGAAGAGGCCCAUAGUCUUUUCAGCCUGAACUGCUCCCAACCAGCUGGCUUGCUUUGCUGGACCAACAUCUGACUACAACGUCUUUCUGAGAAGAGAACACCUACUUCUGUUCCAGACACACCCACUGUGGCCCUUUGUUUGCAACUGGACAGGGAACUCUAAGGUUCAGAGGCUGUUUCAGAAAAUCCUGCAUAGCAACAGAACUAAACUCAUGUAGGAAGCUCACAUAGCCAGAUGCCUAAGAGGACACACCUCUGCAUUUUUCUCUCUGCUUUGGCUUCUUCGUUUAGGAAUUACUAAUAUAACCUGUUUGAUUCUGCAGGUGAAAUCAGGAGCUGAAAAGACAACAAUCUCUUUUCCAAAUUCCAGCCAGCACCCCCUCCUAAAAUCUGACCCCCCAGAUGUGAAGCAGCAGUGCGGCUCUUCUGGCCUCUUUGCUAGUGCCAAUGUCUUUUGUAAGAUGCAAAUUAUUUUGUUGUUGUUGUUGUUUUGGGAGGGUUGUUUUGUUUCUUUUUUUUUUUCCUUGAUAGAGACAGAGAGAAACUGAGAGGGAAAGAAAGACACCUGCAGCACUGCUUCACUGCUCCUGAAGAAGGAGAAUAUUCUGCUUUCCCUUACUUUUAACUGUUUUUUUUUUCCUGUGUGGUUUUAUUUACAUGUCCCUUCUAAAAUAAUCAAAAUUCUCAGUUCACUAGUGCCAUGGUCACAAAGACGCAAUACUGUGGUCAUAUAUUUUGCAGGUGGGGACCAGGGGCUUGAGCUUGGGUCCUUAUGCAGUGUAACAUGUGUACUAUACUGGGUGUACCACCACCCAGCUCCAAAAUUAUUGUGUUACCCAACAGGGAUCCCACUUCCCAGGGCUUGUUGGACAACCUGGCAAAGACAAGAAUCUCAGAAACAAUUCUCCAUUAAAAUAAAGGAAGGAAGGAAGGAAGGAAGGAAGGAAGGAAGGAAGGAAGGGAGGGAGGAAGGGAGGAAGGGGGGAAGGGGGAGGGGAGGGGAAGGAAGGAAGGAAGGAAGGAAGGAAGGAAGGAAGGAAGGAAAGGCCUUUUUUAAAUAGUUUGACUUUUGAGUCCCAUGAUUUCUUAAAUCAGACAUUUGUGACGAUAUAGUUUGUUAAAAGGUAAAAGAUUCAUAUGAUCCAAAGAGAAAUCAGUAUUUGUUGACAGUGUUGUCUGGAAGAGUAAUUAUAGAGUCUAAUCUCUGCAGAAACUUAUAGAGCCUUAUAGAAACCUGAGAAUUUUCUUUAUUGCUUCACGUGAUCUGAACAUGAUUUCAGUGAUCAAAUGUUAUAUUGUGGGCUGUUUUGUGAUUCAGCAGUCUUUUCUAAAUGGUGUUUGGUGUGUGAGAGACUAUUUAUACGAGGAUAUGAAGGAAAUUGUGUGACUAAGAGGCUGCAGUAAGCCAUGCAAGGGAUACAAGAGGUUUUAUUUCCUAGAUUUUUCUACUGUAAGCCUUGAAUCGUAAAUACUAUAGCACAUCUUGUUUCACUUAUGCUGUCGUGUAUAUAUCUAAUAUUUCUAUUUUUUGAUUUUAUUUUAAUACAAUAACAUCUGGACCAAUAA
Messenger RNA from Erinaceus europaeus (western European hedgehog), 3568 nucleotides. It is a transcript of the gene LYN, whose product is annotated as LYN proto-oncogene, Src family tyrosine kinase. Gene Ontology annotation, cellular component: extrinsic component of cytoplasmic side of plasma membrane. Gene Ontology annotation, molecular function: non-membrane spanning protein tyrosine kinase activity; signaling receptor binding; ATP binding. Gene Ontology annotation, biological process: cell differentiation; cell surface receptor protein tyrosine kinase signaling pathway; protein phosphorylation. The record is from RefSeq and is a predicted model, not a curated record. The transcript has 13 exons. Lineage: Eukaryota; Metazoa; Chordata; Mammalia; Eulipotyphla; Erinaceidae. The coding region runs from base 277 to 1815 and encodes 512 amino acids.